AUUCGACAACAACAACAACGCAAAGGACAGCCGCCGCCAUGCCUCAGGAUAUGCCGCCGACGGGCGGCUACGAGCCAGUCCAAUAUCGCCGAAAUCUGCCAGUCCGAGGCUUCAGACCUGCUUGGUAUCUGGUUGCAGUGGCAGGAAUCAUGACAUACGGCUUUUACAGAGUGGGACAGGGCAUAAGAGAGCAGAACGAACUUGCGCGAGAAAAGAUGUGGUCGCGAAUCCACCUUAUCCCCCUACUACAAGCCGAGGAGGACCGCGAUGCGGUGAGAAGGGUAUUGGGACAGAAGAAGAUGGAGAAGGAACUGCUUGGAAAGGAGGUUCCCGUAUACAACAAGGAUAUAUUCGAGCGACCGACGUUUGCUGUAACACCUUCCAACGUAACGAAAUAGUGCCAAAGGAGCAGUCUGGCACGAUAACGAUGCCACUUGUACAUAUCCAGGAGUUUAGAGGUUUGAUGAGGUCAGGGCGGCUUCUAUGUGAAAAUGGCAUGCAUGUUCCAUUUGUGCCAUCUCCUGCAAGCGGAUGCAUCGACCGAACAAAGAGCAUGCUAACAUUCCUGGCAAAUAUCAUGCGCGCGCCCUAUAUGUCUUUCGUUGACUCACGCCGGCAGCUUAAACCAGCCACGCUCAUGCACGAAGCCGACUCUUGCAACACGCCUUACUGGCUGCAGCAGCGAACUGAAGGCCGCAUUUCGGAAACCUGCUUCUUCUCUGCAAGCCUCCACCCGGAUAGCAUCGCCCUCUCCAAUCUAGCACCGAUACAUCUACAAAACACGCGAGAGCUCGAAGCUGCAAAUCCAGCGACAUUCUUCGUAAGUAUGGCUGAACAUCACAGAACUCUCCAGAUAAAUGCCGAACAUGCCCAGGCAAACGCCGCAUCCCCGCAAGACGCCAACAACAAAAACUUCCGCCCCUAUCACCAUCCCCCUCCGAAUAUGGCGGAAGGCCAAACAAAAACACACAUACUUCCGCGAGACCAAAUCAUCGAUAGUAUUCGUAACCUAAGUGGGCAAAACGACCCAAUCGCUUGUAUUCCACGAACAGCUCGCGAUGAUGCGAAAGGGAAAUGUGCGAGAGAUUGCAGCGCUAGCUUUCUCCGGGUCAUCGAGAAAUGUGUCAUAGAGACACGGCACCGCUUCGAGCUCCAGGGUCAAAACACUGCACUGCCAGCUCCAGCUUCUAUCGAUGAUUACGAAGAACAAGCAGCCAGCACCCCACCAGCACGUCGGCUUGGGAAGCCCACCUCAUAUCCUACCCUCGAAGCGAAGUUCGAGGACGAAGUGCGGGAACUCAACGGUUGCAAACGCAGUGCAGCAGAGAGUGCAAGGGCCCGUCUUGCCGGAUACGGAUCUUACAAUAGCUCCAGUAAGCAGAUCGACACCGACGACGACUAUACUGAGGUCGACGAGGACGAUGAGGGCGAUGAGGAUAAUGAUGAUGAUGAGAUUCAAGUCAAGCCAAGAUCCCGAGCAUCACCUAUCGCCGAGCACGACCCGGAACCAGAGCCGAUCUCACCAGACACGCUGAAUGCCUCGCAUGCAACAUCAAAGCAAACGCUGUUCAUUACUCCUCCUCCGACUAACACCACGACGACACCAAGUGUCUGCAUGUCGGAGUUCGGCGGGGCACAGACGAAUCCCCUCUAUGAGGCAGAUUCGACCAAACGCAAGAGAUUGCUGGACAUUGAGGAUAUGGAGCUCGAAAUGAGGCAGAUCGAACUGAGGAGACAAUUGAAGGCGGCGCGACGCGCGGAAGAGCUGGAGAUUGAGAACGAAAGGGCUGAGCAGCGGGCAUAA
Molecule: messenger RNA, 1804 nt
Organism: Pseudocercospora fijiensis CIRAD86
Lineage: Eukaryota; Fungi; Ascomycota; Dothideomycetes; Mycosphaerellales; Mycosphaerellaceae
Exons: 7
Coding region: 428-1804 (458 amino acids)
Source: RefSeq, a predicted model, not a curated record